Polychytrium aggregatum is the source of this 616-nucleotide messenger RNA. RefSeq lists its product as uncharacterized. Bases 24 to 530 code for a protein of 168 amino acids. NCBI's taxonomy places the organism in Eukaryota, Fungi, Chytridiomycota, Chytridiomycetes, Polychytriales. The record is from RefSeq and is a predicted model, not a curated record. The transcript has 2 exons.
CCCUGCCGAUUCCCUUCGCGAGGAUGAUCACUUUCUCUACAAACGCAAGGGCCCCAGUGGUUCCAGCGGCGCUGGCAGCUCGGUCGUCAUCGUUGGUGACCCUUCGUCACCAAGCUCAAGUUGGUCCUCGCAAGAUGUCAUCAACUGUAGUCGGAUGGAUCUGCCUCGGUUUAUUUGGACUAUCUGUUCUGAUAGGUUUUCUGUUUUAUUGCCGGCGCACAAUUACCGAUCCUUGCAGUACUGGAGUCGGAAGGUGGCUCGAGGCCCGCCGCACCGCAGCCAAGGCCCGUGUGGCAGCCGAGACGGCCAGAGCUGCCAAGAUUGCUGGAAAGCGCCGGGCUGUUCCCGCCCCGGAGGGCCUCGUUGUCGAACAACCAGUGAUGAUCGCCGUCGACCCGCUCGAGCCCUCGACAAGCACGGCCCCGGCCAAGAUCGUGCUGAUUCCGGCCACGACCGACUCGCCGUCGAUACAAGCCACCAAUCCAUCAAAAACUGCCCAGCCCGACGCCGGCCAGCAUUGGCUUUCAUAGCCACAUUGAGCCUCACAAUGUCUCGCCGUCUCAUUUCGCCCCCCACCAUAACACCUCUUAUUGUGUGCCCACGGCCAUGUCUCUCG